Messenger RNA from Eutrema salsugineum, 532 nucleotides. RefSeq lists its product as uncharacterized. The coding region runs from base 96 to 344 and encodes 82 amino acids. Lineage: Eukaryota; Viridiplantae; Streptophyta; Magnoliopsida; Brassicales; Brassicaceae. The transcript has 2 exons. The record is from RefSeq and is a predicted model, not a curated record.
GGCAUCGAACUUUUUAAUUUCUGUGAUGUAUAAACCCCCCCAAAGGAAACAAUUGGAUCGCGGGAAGUGGAAAGGAAAGUCAAUCGAGAUCGAGAAUGGGAAAUGAGACGAAGAGCAACGGUGCUGCAAGCAUGGCCGGAGGCGGAGGAUUCAGAGCGAAGAUGGAGCAUUACGUUUACAGUGGCGACAAGAAGCACGUCAUGGCUGGGAUCGGGAUCAUCACUCUCAUCUUCGGAAUUCCUUGGUAUUUGAUGAAUCAAGGGUCAACGCAUCAAUCUCACCAAGAUUACAUGGACAAGGCCGAUAAAGCACGAAAAGCCCGCCUCUCAUCAUCUAACAAGUAGUGCGUCUGAAGAAUUUGAGUCACUUACAGACUCUGCGAAAGAUUAUUACAAACAUUUCUCAGACCCACAAAAGUAAAAAAAAAAAACUCAGUAAAGUCUGAGGCUUUGUGGUUCAGAUACAUAGUCAUUCAUGAAUUGUGUAAUGCACUGUGUUUGGUUACCCUUUUCUAAUAAAAUGAUGAGGAUUU